Dicrocoelium dendriticum is the source of this 4267-nucleotide messenger RNA. The record is from the annotation of a GenBank genome assembly. NCBI's taxonomy places the organism in Eukaryota, Metazoa, Platyhelminthes, Trematoda, Plagiorchiida, Dicrocoeliidae.
AAACUAAGGUUGCGCACGUUUUUAUGUAAGAGAAAUGCCCUUGCGGAAACGUACCAAAUUUGCUUAGCAUUCAUGCAUUGCUGUGGUUUGUUCUACGCAGGUGUAUCACAUGAAGUUUUAUUUGAACUGCUGUGUGCUACUGUCAUUGUGCCUUAUGCUGGAUUCCUACAAUCCAUGGUCAGGUUGUCCAGGUGACAAAGACUUCGAUCCAGAUUGCCCGGACGGAUGGAUUGGCUUCGAGAAUAACUGUUAUACGUUCUUUUCUGUUGAUGCGUUAACUUACCUGGCAGCAAAGCAAAAUUGUGAGCGGCAUGGUGCCUUACUUCUUAGUAUCGAUACCAUCCAAGAACACAUAUUCAUUUCAAAGCAAUUGGAAAAUAUUACUGUCACACGAGCAAUGCGUUGGUACACCUCCGGUAUUAUGCGGCCUGAUUCUUUCGGAGAGUUUAUGUGGGAAGGUCAUCCUCUAGCAUUUCAACAGGUCAGGGCUGAAUUACUGCCAAUAUGGAUAGAUGAAGUUCCUAAACCUCAGGACCAGUCAACGUUCCCUCCAGAUAGGAACAGGAUUGUUUAUGGAUCCGAUGGCUCUCGAUGGGGAUGGUACCUAGACACGGCUACUCCUGAGCGGUACUACAUAUGCGAGGCGCCCAAAUCGGCUUCAAACCAGCUUCUGCCAACUGCUAAGUCUCUUUCAUAUGGGGCUGGCAUUCUGGAUCAAAUCAAAAGAGGUCCUUGUUUCAUCAACCAUCCAAAGGAUGUUCUUUACGUCCCAAGACUCAGUUCGGAAACGUUUGCAGAACUAAAGUGCGAGGCCAAUGGAAACCCACAGCCUAUCAUCAAUUGGUAUUCCGUCAGCAUUGAAAGCAGGACGGACUCUUCUGGUCGAACAUACUCUUGGCUGAGAAGGACACUCAUGCUUCCAACGUCCGAUCCACUUGGAAGAAUUGCUAUCAGCGCCGGGUCACUGGUCAUUCAUAAGCCGGAAAGCUCGACUGACUCUCAACUUUUUCAGUGCGAAGCGACUAAUGAGUUAGGUACUGUGCUCAGCCGAACAGCUCGCAUUGUUUUUGGACAACUCGAGACAUCUCCUAAACAACCUCGAAAUGAGAGGAGGGUACUUGCACAUAAAAGCGAGACCCUACCUUGCGAUCCACCAGCACACUCCCCACAAGAUAGUUUACUCUAUACUAUUUACAUGAACAAGAACGGAAACUUAGAACCAGUCAUCCCUGCAUAUCGACCGAACCUCUUUAUUUCCCAGGCAAAAGGACUAAUAGGAUUUUCGGAACUUACGACCAUGGACAGUGGGAUCUAUGUGUGUAUGAUCACAAUGCACUUCAAUGGCGAACGGUUAUACGAUUCCCCGAAAUUGCCAGAUAUGCCCUUUACUGUGCUGUACAGCAACGAACCACGACAAGAACCUCGGAUCUACGAUGACUUUCCAGCUGUUUGGCCUCCUACCCCACAACGGGGACAGUUCGUUCGACUAGAGUGUUUUGCUGCUGGGUAUUCUCAAGUUACUGGUCUUAAAUACAGUUGGCGCCGUCUUGAUGGAACUCCGCUGAGAAUGAACAGCUUGAAAGAUUUCAAUCGUGUUAUUGAACUCCCAAAUGUUCAACCAGAGGACCAAGGAGAGUACGAAUGUAGUGUUGAAGAUUCACUGGGUAAGAAAGCCAUGCCGAAGAAGCUGAAUCUUCGAAUUACGGCCAAACCAUAUUUCACUUCACCUCUUCAAGACACCGUCGUCGACGUUGGGGCAGAUAUAGUUCUCACAUGUGAAGCUGCAGCCAUCCCAGAUCCACAGCACCAGUGGUACCGCAAUAAUCUCUCCGUGUCGGAUUUGAUCGCAGCAGGGAGCCUGGAUCCAACGCGAUAUUCGCUUACACAAACGAACGCAACUAGAUCGAGCUUGCAGAUAUUGAACGCUUCACUCACCGAUUCCGCUAUGUUCACUUGCCUUGCCUGGAACAACUUGGGCAGCGAAUCUUCAUCCGCCGAGCUCAAAGUGAUCGAAUUGGCUCCUUCUUUUGCCGCCCAUCCAGUGAUGCCAAAUGAAGGAAUGGUCGGCGGUACAGCCGUCAUGGAAUGCCAGCCCGAAGGAGCACCCAGUCUAACGACGCAAUGGUAUCACGGUUCGACUGCCUUGAGUCCUGGAACUAGUACUUUGGAUCCCGAGACUGGAACUGCCUCUUGCUCCGUCAAACAAUGCACUCUCCCAAACGGAAACCUGCUCAUCGUGAAUUUGGUCGAUUCGGACGCUGGAGAAUACACGUGCGUGGCCACAAACCCACUUGGUGAAGCCCGAUCAAGUGCUUUUCUCACGGUGAUACCAUCGUUGCAGUUCCGUCUCAGUCCAAUGAACCGUGUGGUAUAUCAGAAUUCUACUGUACUGCUUCCAUGCAGAGUCAGUAGCUCUCCAUUCCUCGACGUCAAUUACGCAUGGUAUUUUGAAGGUGUGCAGAUCAAAUUUGAUCGGUUGGAUUUGGACGCACGUCGCUACGAGGUGACUCAGUUUAACAGGCCUUACACGCGUUACUUUGGAACUUUGCGUGUGAGUAAUAUACAGUUUGAGAACGCAGGCCGAUACUCUUGCGUACCACAAACCCCCUUGGGAUCAUUGUCAUCCUAUGGUCUAAUCCGAGUCGCUGGCCCUCCUGGACCUUGCGGAGGAGUUAUCGUGGAUCCACCUUUGGAAACAGGGCAGGUCAAUGUUUCCUGGACCGUCGGAAGCACACAUCUCUUCCGCGUCACUGCUUUCGUGAUCGAGGCGAACACUUUGCUUGAGCCAUCGGACAGGUGGACGGUGAUUGUGUCAAACUUGAGUAUCAGUGAUACCUAUGAACUGCCCGCGUCUGGAAGACGAAGCACGUUCGUGCAAAAUCUGGCGGCCAAUGUUCUAUAUCGACUGCGUAUUCGUGCAAUCAACGCUCUUGGCGUAGGAACUCCGAGCCCGCCAAGUCUGUUUUUCACAACACUGCCUACUGCGCCCACCAAGAUGCCGACCAAUUUGACCGGAGGUGGCGGGAAACAUGGAACCCUUCGAUUCCAGUGGGUUCCAUUAAGUAAAGUGGAUCAGAAUGGUCCGGAUUUCCGGUACCGCGCCCAUGUGAGAGCCAAAGGUAACAAUGAGUACGGUACAUACGAUUUGUACACCGCGAAGCCGAUUGAAGGUGGAACUUAUUUGCAGUAUACACUGACAAUUGGGGACAAUUUGUACUACAAGCCGUACGACGUUCGUUUACAAGCUGUGAACAGAGUGGGAGUGGGCCCAAUCACGGAUCCUGUGACGAUAAUGUCCGCUGCUCGGGUCCCAACCAAUGCCCCAGGAGGAGUUACUGCAGGGGCACUGAAUUCGUCGGCGAUCACCGUAUGGUGGACACAGCCGCUUCCGUCGGAGGGCGAAGGUCCUGUCGGUGGGUAUCAUAUUUUGUACUGGCCUCGCGUUUCGGACUGUCGUUCGGAGAGGUCUGAUAAGGUGCAAUAUCAGUUGGGUCAACGACAGACAGUACAUGGAGAGGUCACCAAAGGAGUGAUUAUCGGGUUGGAUGCGGAUACGUACUACUGUAUUGCGGUACAACUUUUCAAUUCGGCUGGAGAUGGACCUGAAUCCAGCUUCACAGAGCAAACAACUUUCAAGAUUUCUCCACAGCAAUUUCCCACGAUGGUUACGAUCAGUUCAAUUGAUCGACCAAACACAGUUCGUGUCUCUUGGGUUGGCGUCCAAGCGAAUCCGAACGAAGAGUCAGUUGAGGGUUACUGUAUUCGAUACUGGCCAGCGGGAUCUGAAUUCAAAGAAACAUUUAUCGAUGUUGACGUGGGGCUUCAAACAUUCGGUUACGUGGAAGGACUGAAAUCUGGUUUGCGGUACAAUCUUCGCGUUUACGCUUACAGUCGUGGGGGAGUGGGUAAAAUGAGCUGUCCCGUGAACCAGUUCCAAAUCAUUCCCAGCGACCAAUGCGUCCCCGGUGCAACCUGGGAUGGCCCCGACUUUCGUUACAACUUCAUCUGCCGAGGCCACGCAAUCAAAGUCUCUCGGUUGAUUUAUUUCUUAACAGUUCUCUUUCUGCUUCACUUACAAUACUAACAUUCCUUCAGAACCCUGCCGAUCUUACCUGAUCGCCCUGAGAUAUUUUUCCAACGAAUUUUUAAUGCUUAGCACUUUAUAAAAUAUACAUAUCAUGCGGUUGAAAUGAUCCACUGAAUUUGUUCGAUCUUCAAGCUUUCGUUUCUACGCGCACCGGUAAAUGGGCGUCAGUUAUCUACCAUG